This is a messenger RNA of Cylicostephanus goldi, 525 nucleotides long. Lineage: Eukaryota; Metazoa; Nematoda; Chromadorea; Rhabditida; Strongylidae. The record is from the annotation of a GenBank genome assembly.
AUGUCUAAGAAGAGAGAGAAGGAGAAGGAAAAAGAAGAGAAGAAACCUGAUGUAGGGCGGAAGCGAAAAGGUGCAGGAAAAUCAGGAAACGAGAAUAAAGCAAAGAUGUCUAAAAGGGAUGACGGGGAUUCAGAUAGGGGUGAAGUGAAAGAAGCUUAUUCGCUGCAGCUAAAGAAAAUCAAUGCUCACUUAACAUGUGGAUUGUGUAAGGGCUAUCUAAUAGAUGCCACGACGGUUAUCGAUUGCUUACACACAUUUUGCAAAAGUUGUCUUCUCACCUACUUCGAAGAAGAGGAUAACUGUUGCCCGACGUGUGAACAACUAAUUCAUCAAAGCCAUCCCAGUCACUAUGUGGCAUUCGACCGAACAAUGCAGGACAUUGUGUACAAGUUGGUACCUGGAUUACUGGAAGCAGAACGGAAACGACGGUUAGAAUUUCUGAAGGAUAAGAAACGAGAAGCAGGAGAGGACGUUGAAGAGGAAGAAGAAGAAACGGAGAAGAAGGUACGCUCACCAUUUGUCUGA